Messenger RNA from Cataglyphis hispanica, 5021 nucleotides. RefSeq names its product ubiquitin thioesterase trabid (gene trbd). The record is from RefSeq and is a predicted model, not a curated record. The coding region runs from base 1080 to 3299 and encodes 739 amino acids. Lineage: Eukaryota; Metazoa; Arthropoda; Insecta; Hymenoptera; Formicidae. Gene Ontology annotation, molecular function: cysteine-type deubiquitinase activity; K63-linked polyubiquitin modification-dependent protein binding. Gene Ontology annotation, biological process: cell migration; protein K29-linked deubiquitination; protein deubiquitination involved in ubiquitin-dependent protein catabolic process. Gene Ontology annotation, cellular component: nucleus; cytoplasm. The transcript is spliced from 8 exons.
UCAAUUUCAAUUGGUAUUUAUCUCGCGGUGAUUGUUAAUCAAGAUGCAAAAUUAAAAUCUGAAAGUGCGAAUUUAAUUUACGAAUGUUAUUUAUAAAUGUUUACGAGUUGUUUGGAGUUAAAUUCAAGAACGCUGAUAAACAGUCUUUCGUCCUGCGAUUUUCGGAAACGGAUAUCUCGAAUUGUCGAGAAUGUUAAAAAAGGUGAAAGGACGAGAAUCUCUUUCCAAUUGUUACCAAUGAUUUCAUUUUUGCGACGAAACGAAGUGACAAUAAAAUGAUGCAAAUACGCGCGAAUGCAUUUCGAGACGAAGUCAGUCUCGUGUGAUGUAACGGGAUCGUCAAACCAGUUGGCAACAGUGAUAUCUCUGUUUGCGUAAAUAAUCAAAACUAAAUUAUUAAAUUCUACUUGUGUCUAGUGCUAUUUAUCGACGAGUUUAUUUGUAUUUCUCACGACGAGACAAGAAUUGCAAGAACACGAGGAGUUUGAAGUUACGUUACGUCAAUCAUCGUUGCUAAUCAAUUCAAACUAUUUGCCUUUGAAAUUGUACAUUAUCACGAUUUUAAUUCUUGCGAAUAAGAGAAAGAGAAAGCGCGGAAAAACGGGAGAAGAAUGAGCAAAGAGAUUGAGGUUAAGCAGAGUUGGAUUAAAUUGUCCUACGCGCGAAUCGUUGUCGACGAAGCUUAAGAUUAAGAUUGGAUCACUAGUCAUCGAAACUACAUCAAGAUACUUUUGCAACGAGAAAACAUUGCAAUUUACCAGCGAUUUGAUUCAGCGAGAGACAAGAUUCUUCCAUCGAUGUCUACAUUGGCACAUCUCUAGCAGCUUUAUCUCGCUACAAUCAAACAUAAUGCUAAUCACGUAGCAUAAAUUGGACUAUAUAUAGAAACCAAAUACUUAGAUACAAAUUUUCCAAUAGAUCAUGUAUGGCAAGGCAUAGGAAAUUUAAUCAGGAUAUUUAAGAUAUUUAUUGUUCAGUGCACAUCUCUCAUCUUAAUAUUUUCUUCUAUAUCAAGAAAUACUGUAUUCUACGCAGUAGAGAGACCAAAAACUUCAUUGAUUAACCUUCAUCCAGUGAAGAUGACCAGUAGACUCGAGGAAACAGAGCAGAAAUGGAUUUGCGAGUACUGCACUUACGAAAAUUGGCCAUCUUCUUUAAAAUGCACUAUGUGCAGAGGUGCUAAACCUCUUUUAGGUGAAGACAUCUACCGUCUUCGGGAUCCUAGCCCUCAAAGAGGCUCCUCCAACGUCGCUUCUGGUCCUGUGUCUCAGAUAAGCCCUACGGACAACUAUAUCUCGCAAAAUUAUAGUCAAAAUUUACCUUCUGCGGGAAAAUGGGCCUGUAGCAUGUGCACUUAUCUCAACUAUCAGAAUACCACACGUUGCGUUCAGUGCAGCAAUCGCAAACCAGUCAAUCAAUCCGUCAAUUCGUUAGCCUCGAAUCUGCAUGAACAUUUAGCGCCACUACGAUUGGCCGAUGGACCGCCAAACUCGGGAUCAAAUUCCCAGUUGAAUCCUUCGCCAAUCAAUCUCCAUCCAGAAAGGUUGUAUAAUAUGCAUCCAGAAAAGUGGUCCUGCCAUGUAUGUACUUAUGAAAACUGGCCCAAAGCAACUAAAUGCAUCAUGUGUGGUCAUCCAAAGGAAAAAGAUAGGAGGGAUAAGGCUACACAAGGAAAUAUGGGAGUGAUCUUACCGAGUCCCGAGAGGGAGCAUAGUCAACGAAGCCUGCCGUCACCUCCACUGCACGCGUCCUAUAUUCAUCAAACGCAGAGGGAGGAUAAUUUAGCGAUAGGAAGAAGAGGUUCACAUAGGUAUGCAGACAGUCGAAAUGACAGUCUGUCAACUCCUCAAUCCCCGAAUAACUGUGAUUACGAACGCCGAUUAAAGCAACUGAGACGUCACACCGAUUGGUGUUGGCUCAAUGCUUGUCUCGGUAUUGUCGAGGGUGACAAUACUCCCGUCGAAGCUUACCUAGCAAGUGGUGGCGAUCCCGCUCGCCAAUUGACGCAUUCUGAGGUUUUACUCCUCAAUAGAAGCAGCGCGUUUGACGUCGGGCACACCUUAGUGCAUCUGGCUAUUAGGUUUCAAAGAGAAGAUAUUUUAGCAACAUUGUUGUCGCAAAUCGAGGGUUCGGGUUCGGGCGUGAAAAGGGUACCAAGCUACGUUGCACCAGACCUUGCGGUGCAGAUUCGCCGACAUGUCACCAAUAGUAUACGCUUACGCAAAGGUUCCUUCCCCUGUUAUUUUGUCACCGAUAUGGCCACCUUCGCGCUGCCAGCCGAGGUUGAAGACUUACCGAGUAUUGUACAAGAGCAGAUGUUGGAGGAAUUAUUAGAUAAGGAAGCUCAACAGCAAUUAGAAGGUGGUGGAGGUGAACCGCCAGCCCUAAAUUGGUCCUUAGAAAUUACUGAACGAUUAGGCAGUCGUUUACACGCACUCUGGAAUCGAUCGGCCGGAGAUUGCCUCCUAGAUUCCGCUAUGCAGGCAACCUGGGGUGUUUUCGAUAGGGACAACGCCUUGAGAAGAGCGCUCGCUGACACUCUGCAACAAGCCGGACAAUUUUUUUAUCCUCGUUGGAGAGAAUACGAAGCCUCACAGGCAGCUAGAAUGUUAGAUUUUACUUUAGAAGAGACGCAAUGGCAAGAAGACUGGGAAAAUUUAUUGGCAACGGCCGCUCAACCUGGAAGUGCGUUAGAACAAUUGCAUGUAUUUGCUCUUGCUCAUAUUUUAAGACGACCCAUUAUUGUCUAUGGAGUUAAAUAUGUUAAAAGCUUUCGUGGCGAAGAUAUAGGCUAUGCGAGAUUCGAGGGCGUCUACCUUCCAUUGCUUUGGGAACCUUCGUUCUGUAUCCGUUCGCCGAUUGCUUUAGGUUACACUCGCGGCCACUUUACAGCAUUAGUACCAAUUGAGCCAUACACCUCGUCCAGAAUACCGCCUCUAGCGUCCCAUGGGGUAGUAAGUAGUAAUAACAGCUCACUCGAACAACUGCAGAUCCAGAUGCAAACCACCUUCAUGCCGCUAAUGGACCGCGAGCAUAAACUCCUACCGAUACACUUUCUCACGGCGGACGAGAUUGGUCGUGAGGAAUCCAUCUAUAAGGAGUGGUUGGACGUGUGUAGGACUGAAGGUGGAAUUCUCGUCGCGCACCAAAAGCUUCACAAAAGACCAUUACUUGUUGCGCAGAUGUUGGAGGAAUGGUUGAACCAUUAUCGUAGAUUAGCUCAAACCAACGAAGCACCCUUCUCAAGGCCACCCACUCUGCAAGAUUAUAGCAGUGAUGGUGAUACCGAAGAUGAAUAGUAUGUUAAUCCUAAGAGAGAAGUAUUGCGACUGACAUGAGAAGCAUCUCCGUUCUCACAAGUUUACUCUCGGCUGAAAAUUAAAAUAGCUAGAAUUAUAUAAAAUGUAAACUAUAAUACACGUGAAUUCUGUACUUUAUGGAUAACUCAAUACAGAGAAACUACUACGUCCAUAUAUAUUCACUGGCAAUGUACUAUUUAAAAAAGUUGAAAGCUAUUAGUCGCCGUAUAAGUAAAAUUAUGUGAAAUUUGAAUCCAGAUUUAUGAACUAUCCUAAAUAUGCUUAAAACCAAUACUUUUCAUUAUUCAAGAAUUAAUUAAUUAUUGAUAUAAUUGUAAUAAAUUUGAAUUAAUAUGGAAUUAAAAUAAUUAAUUAAUUAUUGAACUAUUGCCAUACAUUAUUAAAAAAUCCAUUUAUAAAUUACUAUAAAGUUGCUACAUUUUCAGUUAUAAAGUAGUAAAAUAAUGCAAAUGUGGAAAAACUUUUUUUUGUUAAGAAAAUUAUCAUUACCUAAAAUUAUUUUUUUUUCUAUGCUUAAAUAAUAUUAUUCAACAAAAAUUAAUGCAAUAAUUUUGCCAGAAUGGAAUGUUAAAAGAAAUUACAAAUUCAAUUUCUUGAGGUGAAAGAGAAGAAUGUUGAAUAUGUUAUAUAUUAGCAUAAAAGUCUUUAAAUACAUUAUACGAUAUAAGUGUUAUAUAAUCCAUUGCCAGUGACAGUGAGCGAAAGUGGAGAACAUUAUUGUUUAUUAUACAUUAUCGAGCCGUUUUGCAUAAUAGAAAUUUAAUUGUUAGGCUAUUGAAAAUAACAUUUUUUCACAGAUAGUUUGUAAAAACGUAAUCUCGAACGAGAGAAAAAAUUUAAAACUUUCUCACGAAAUUGCGGAAUUUUGCGAAAACAUUCAGAUGAAUAAAAUUUCGAACGAUUUUUUGACGCGUGUUCCAUUAUAAUCGAAUUCCUCUAUUUUAAAAUAUUAGCUAGAUCAAGCUUCCCUGUUAUUCUGGAACUGCUUCUUAAUUCCCAUUUUAUUCUGAUGGCACAUGUGCAAAAUGAAUAUGUUGCGUUUUUUCAUUUUCAUUUGUUUUCUCAUUUUACGCAUAGUCAUAUAAUCAAGUGACAAAUAUAGUAAAAAAAACAGUGCACGAAUUGCAAUUUACUAAAGUACAGCUAAUUCAGAACAGCGGGAGAUAGAAUAGAGGAGUUUUACUGUAUAAUAAUAAAUAAAAUAAUAUAGGAUUUUUUAAUUUUUUUUUGUUCUCACUAAAAACAAAGAUUAUUUAGGCACGAGAAAUUUUUGAGUAAUUAACUUUUGAAUAUUAUAUAAUAAUCAUUUAAAAAUUAUAUUAAUAUAUGUCUUUGAAUUUUGAAUCAUUGGAGAUGUAAAUAAAAAAAACAAAAUGUUUUUUUCUCAUAAAAGUUUUUUUUAAUAAAAAAUAAGCAUCUUUUCAAAUUUUUUGUUUCAGAUAUUUAAUAUGUUUAUAUUUUGAUUACUACAAAUUGAUUUUUCAUUAUUUUUAAUUUUUUAGGUGAUAGAUUUGAAUUAACCAUUAUUAUUUUAACUAUACCUUUCUCACAUUCCAAUUGGCCAUAUAGUUAUGCAUCUAAUUGAAAAUUCGAAUCAUGUCGAAUUUGAUAUAAUUUGCCCCGCAAAAGUUUCAUUAAUUCAUUAAAAAAAUUAUUUUCAAACAAAAUAAAUCAAUAAUAUAAAACUUCAGAUUUUUUUAC